GACGAUUUAUUUCUUAGAAGUUUUCCCCUGAAUACGAGGAUGCAUAGUUCUGCUUCGCGGCCAUGGGGAUGAAUGCCUUGAUUCGGCUGAAAAACUAAGACUGUUCCUUCGUAAAACUUGAAAUGUUCAUUGCCCCACAUCUCCACUAUCUUAUUUUUCUGGCAAAUACCCCGUUUUGAUCCGUCUAAACAGCCCCUCUCACUAUACUUCCUAGUUCUUCCUUUAACUCUGUCCUCUCGAUAAGACUUCCUUCGUCGUCCGUGCUGAACUCGACUGCUUCAUCCUUUAUGAAUGGAGGGGGGAGUCCUUCUGCGAGUGACUGAAUUUUGAUGAUUUGGAACCUGAGAAUUUUGUAUCUAAAAAGUUCAGUGUGUGAUGUGGCAUGGUGACGCAUACAUAACGUAAGCUGAAGUUCUUGGGUUUGUCGCGUGUUAUUUCGUCUUUACGGUAUCUACAGCACCGGGACUUUACGAAAUUUAGAUAUAGUUGGAUAUGUAGAUAUUUAUGUUAAGAUCUGUAGACUGUCAGGUGUACAAAAGGUGGUUAUACAUGCAGAUUAAUGUCGUGCGACUAGUGAUUAUGUUGGUUUUACACGCAACAAAACUGCAGUUUUACGUCCCGCGACCAAGAUAUCUACACCUUAUUUAUUUAUUCCUUUCGAUUUACUCAUAGUGACGUUUUAUAUACAGAUAUAUAUAUAUAUAAAUUAUAUUGAAGUUAAGUAAAAUUUUUCGAGUAUAAAUUUUGCAUAUAAUAAAAAAAUUUAUUAUAAAAAAAAAUAAUUAUGAUAAAAAAUAAUAACCCUAAUUUCGUCCGGCCAAAACAAUAACAACAAUAGCAACAACAAGAACAGCAACAAUUUCACUUAACAUUUUUUAAACGCGCUCAUCGUCUAUAUACACUCUUGUAAACAAACUGUCAUAGUGUUUGUUAUUAAUAUAUUUUUUUUCUUGUCGAAAAUAUAUGAAAACUAUUUAAAACAUUUUUAUAGCAAUAAAAAAUAAUAUAAAUAUAACAGUUGACGCGAAUGAAUGUGUAAAAUAAAUAAAUUCAAAAUUUAAAAAAAUGGAAAAAAUGGAAAAAAUAGCAAAUAAAUUAGAAUAAAAUCUGCAGCAAACAAGGGCACAAUAUAAAAAAUAUAUCACAACCAGAAAAAUAAAAAAGUGAAGUCGUCAAGCACAAAAAAAACUAAAACAAAAUCCUAAGUACCAUAAUUCUACUUGAACCAUGGUUUGAUUCCCACUAGAAGUUCUUUAAAUUUAUAUUUAUAUAUUUACAAUUAUAAAUAAAUUCAUAAAUAGUAUCUAAACCUAAAUAAAAAAGAAAAAAAAAACCAAAAAAUGUAUUAUAAAUUUACUCAAAUAAUUUAGAUAAUAACAACAAAAAAAAUAAAAAAAACAAAACAUGGAUUUUCCCUAAUUGAUUUCCGGACCGGUUUAUUAUAUUUAAAUAUUAAAAUAAUUCAAAAUAAAUGACAACCAAACGUGAAAAUUUAGUGGUUUCCACCAUACAACAUCGUCGAGAACGGUGAGUGUGACUUGAGGUGCGUGUGAUUGAUAGUGAGUGUAUGAAACGGUUGCAAAGAUAUACAGAAGAUAAUAUGAUGGAUAUAUGGAGGGACCAGUAUGAGCAUCAGCCUGAGAGCACUUAUAAAUACACGACUGUGGAACGUAGCACUAACAAUAUCAGCAAUAAUUCGUCAACGACAGGCCAACGUUUUGAACGCAUUUCAACCACAGGUAGCACAAAUAAUAGUAGUAGCACACUUGGAUGUGGCCAGCAACAGCAGCAAGCACAGCACAUUGGCGGCUGUGGGGCAGGAGCAACAGGUAGUGCUUAUACCACUGGAGGAUUGAGUAGCAGUAGUAAUAGUAGCUAUAGCAUCACCGGUGGCAGGGAUAUCAGCGAAAACCUAUUAUUACCGCAGAAACCCGCUAGCGACGAGAAACAAUCAUUUAGUAAGGAAACCAAGCAAUUACAACAAACCAAGUUACAACUACAUUUGCCGUAUAAGCGAAAGGUCCAAUUGCAUUCAAGCAACAACAAGGACUCACAACAAGAACAAACGCCAAAAGCAAAUUCCCGGGGCAAUAGUAAUAAAUUUGAAAAACAACUGAAAUCUCCUAGUUCACUGCAAAAACAACAAACAGCCAACAACAAUCAAGCUAGUUUUAGUAAUAAAAACAAUACAAACAAUAAUAAUUCGGAUACUGAAGUAACUAGUGGCAAAAAUAAUAUAAUUCCUAUAAAAUCAACAUAUAAUCGAAAAUCGGUUCAACUAAUAUCGGGCAGCAGCGUCACUGGGCAACAACCACUAACGAAUAGUAAAAGCAGUAGUGAUAGUGCAAAUCCUAACGGUAGUACCGCGAGAAACCCAUCUAAACAACAAACUGUAGCUGAGAUACCGGAUGAGAACCAAAAACUACAAAAGGAUAGCAGUGGAUCAGUUGUAAAUAGUACAGACCAAGGAGAGAAGAAUCAAGUACAACAGGAACGACCAGAAAAGACCGAAAGUUUAUCACCUUUAUAUCGAGUUGAAAUUUCUAAAAAUACUGCCGGAUAUAUUCCAUGUAAUUUUUCAUCGGAAGAGACAAAUAGUGGCAAUAUCUUCAAUUCAACAAGUAGUGGUGGAAGCAGAAGCACAGACAACACCAACAAUAAUAAUACUUCCCCGUCGAUAACAAGUGCCAUUACAAGGCAAACAACAACAACAACAGCAACUGCAGUAACAACAGUGCCAGGAUUAGGAGCAUUAACAAAUAGCGGAAGCAAUUUAUAUUUAUUUCGAAGACGAAAUUCUCUAUCGGGUACCACAGGCGCUGUAUGGCAGACAACACUUAGCGUCGCAACGACCAUGAGUGCGGCUGCUGCAGCACCAACAAUGGCCGCGACCGAUGUUAGUGGUGGCCCUGAUGCUAGUAUCUUGGCCGAAGGUGGCGGUGGAGGCGGCGGUCUAGCAAAUAGUAUGGGUAUGCCAGAUGGUGCUAGUAGCAUAAUGGGUGGUGCAACACCUAAUAUUCCAGGCACUACAAAUGGUACAACAAUCGGUGGACAAUUGAAAACAGCUGCUGCACAGGCAGCUGCGAAACGUCCAGUACGACGUGGUGGUAAACCACCACCAGAUAGGCCAACGCGUGCUCUAUUUUGUCUAUCGUUGCAGAAUCCAUUGCGAAAGAUGUGCAUCGAUGUUGUUGAAUGGAAACCAUUCGAAUAUUUAAUUCUAUUAACAAUAUUUGCCAAUUGUGUUGCCUUAGCCGUCUAUACACCGUAUCCAUUUAGUGAUUCAAAUACGACAAAUGCAUAUUUAGAGAAAAUUGAAUACGUUUUUCUAGUGAUUUUUACAGCUGAAUGCUUUAUGAAAAUUAUUGCAUAUGGAUUUGUAUUGCAUUCCGGUGCAUAUUUACGUAAUGGUUGGAAUAUAUUAGAUUUUUUCAUAGUUGUAAUAGGAAUGAUAAGCACAGUUCUAUCGAAUUUAAUGAGGGAAGGCUUCGAUGUUAAAGCUUUAAGAGCAUUUAGGGUGCUUCGGCCACUAAGACUUGUCUCGGGUGUCCCAAGUCUACAAGUUGUACUCAAUUCGAUUCUUCGUGCCAUGGUGCCUUUAUUACAUAUUGCUCUUUUAGUUAUAUUUGUUAUAAUUAUUUACGCGAUCAUUGGUCUUGAGUUAUUCUCCGGUAAAAUGCAUAAAACAUGUUUUGAUAAUGUUACAAAUGAACCAAUGGAUGACCCACAUCCGUGCGGUGAUAACGGAUAUCAGUGUAGUUUAGAAAAUAAGGUAUGUCGUUACUAUUGGGUCGGACCGAAUUUUGGCAUUACGAAUUUCGAUAAUUUCGGACUGGCCAUGUUAACAGUAUUUCAAUGUAUAACAUUGGAAGGAUGGACUGAUGUUUUGUAUGCGAUACAAGAUGCUUUGGGAAAUAGCUGGCAAUGGAUAUAUUUCAUUUCUAUGGUUAUUCUGGGUGCAUUUUUCGUAAUGAAUCUAAUUCUCGGUGUAUUGAGUGGUGAAUUCUCCAAAGAACGUACCAAAGCUAAAAAUCGUGGCGAUUUUCAAAAGUUACGAGAAAAACAACAAAUCGAAGAGGAUCUUCGUGGAUAUUUAGAUUGGAUAACACAAGCUGAAGAUAUUGAACCGGAAACGGUUGGUAGUAUGACACAAGAUGGUAAAGGUAAAACACCUAAUGAAAUGGAUUCAACGGAUCAACUGGGCGAUGAAGGUAUGGAAAUGCAACAGGAAUCUUGGUUUCGUAAAAAGAAAAAAGACUUAGAUCGGGUUAAUCGAAGACUGAGACGUGCUUGUCGUAAGGCGGUCAAAUCACAAGCAUUCUACUGGUUAAUUAUUGUUUUGGUAUUUUUAAAUACUGGCGUUUUAGCAACUGAACAUUAUCAUCAACCACGAUGGCUGGAUGAGUUUCAAGAGGUGACAAAUAUGUUCUUUGUGGCUCUCUUCACGAUGGAAAUGAUGUUAAAAAUGUAUAGUUUAGGAUUUCAAGGAUAUUUCGUUUCAUUAUUUAAUCGUUUUGAUUGUUUUGUCGUUAUCGGAAGUAUUGCUGAAAUGAUACUAACACGUACACAUGUGAUGCCACCGUUAGGCGUCUCUGUGCUACGUUGUGUGCGUCUGUUGCGUGUUUUCAAAGUAACCAAAUAUUGGCGAUCGUUAUCGAAUCUCGUUGCGUCACUUUUAAAUUCCAUACAAUCGAUUGCAUCACUUCUACUAUUGCUCUUCCUAUUUAUUGUGAUAUUCGCGUUACUCGGUAUGCAAGUGUUUGGAGGAAAAUUUAAUUUUAAUAAAGAAGAAGACAAGCCACGAUCGAAUUUCGACAGUUUCUGGCAGAGUUUAUUAACUGUAUUUCAAAUUCUCACCGGAGAAGAUUGGAAUACAGUGAUGUAUGAUGGUAUCCAGGCUUACGGCGGUGUAGCAUCUAUUGGCGUUCUUGCGUGCAUUUAUUUCAUCAUUUUAUUUAUUUGUGGUAAUUACAUCUUAUUAAACGUUUUCUUGGCCAUCGCUGUUGACAACUUAGCCGAUGCUGAUUCAUUAACCACAAUUGCCAAAGAAGAAGAGGAAGAUGACAAUAAGCAAAAAUCACGAAGUCCGACUCCCUUGGAAGGGGAAGAUUUGGAUAACCUGGAUGAUCUUGAAGAAGGCCGCGAAGAUGACGAAAAUUUAGAUGAAGAAACAGCUUCAGAAACGCAAAUUCGUCUAGAUGACGAUGACGAACAAGAUACCUACGAAGAAGAUAAUGAAAAAGCUGUUAUAUCAGCACGUCCUCGACGAAUGUCCGAAGUGAAUAAUGAACCUACAAAAAUCUUACCGAUACCGCCCGCAUCAUCAUUCUUCAUAAUGUCACAAACGAACAGAUUCCGAGUAUUUUGUCAUUGGCUAUGCAACCAUAGCCAUUUUGGUAAUGUUAUACUUGGAUGUAUCAUGUUCUCGUCAGCUAUGUUAGCCGCAGAAGAUCCUCUUAACGCCAAUUCGCAACGAAAUCAGGUCUUAAAUUAUUUCGAUUACUUCUUUACUGCCGUAUUUACCGUUGAAUUAGUUCUUAAAUUAAUAGCCUACGGUUUUGUGCUACAUAAAGGUGCAUUCUGCCGUUCAGCAUUUAAUCUAUUGGAUUUACUGGUUGUGUGUGUGUCGUUAGUUUCAAUAUUUUUCAGUUCGGGCGCAAUAUCCGUAGUAAAGAUCCUUCGGGUACUACGUGUUUUAAGACCUCUCAGGGCUAUCAAUCGAGCGAAAGGUUUAAAGCAUGUAGUGCAGUGUGUAAUAGUUGCUGUUAAAACUAUUGGAAAUAUUGUUCUUGUCACAUGUCUUCUGCAAUUUAUGUUUGCAGUUAUAGGAGUCCAAUUGUUUAAGUACGUUGUAAAAUGUGUGAUUGUUGCCAUUAAAACAAUUGGUAACAUCAUGUUGGUUACAUAUCUACUACAGUUCAUGUUUGCCGUUAUCGGAGUUCAACUAUUUAAGGGAAAAUUUUUUUCUUGUUCGGAUGGAUCAAAAGUUGUUGAAGCUGAAUGCCAUGGCACCUACUUGGUAUUUGAAAAUGGCGACGUUAACAAGCCCACCAUAAAGGAACGGGAAUGGGAUCGAAACAGGUUUCACUUUGACGAUGUUGCAAAGGCUAUGCUGACACUGUUCACGGUUUCAACAUUUGAAGGAUGGCCUGGGCUUCUCUAUGUAUCAAUCGAUUCAAAUCGUGAGGAUUACGGCCCAAUACAUAAUUUUCGUCCAGUUGUUGCAGCCUAUUAUAUUAUCUACAUUAUUAUAAUAGCAUUUUUCAUGGUUAACAUAUUCGUCGGUUUCGUUAUUGUUACAUUUCAAAACGAGGGUGAACAAGAGUAUAAAAAUUGCGAUCUUGAUAAAAAUCAACGAAAUUGCAUUGAAUUUGCUCUGAAAGCAAAACCUGUACGUCGUUAUAUACCAAAACAUCGUAUACAAUAUAAAGUUUGGUGGUUCGUCACAUCGCAACCAUUUGAGUACACGAUAUUCAUUUUAAUUAUGAUUAAUACAAUAACAUUGGCUAUGAAGUUCCAUCGUCAGCCUGAAUGGUAUACGGAAAUGCUGGAUGUGAUGAAUAUGAUAUUCACGGCUGUGUUCGCUUUGGAAUUCGUUUUUAAAUUGGCAGCGUUUCGAUUUAAGAAUUAUUUCGGUGAUGCCUGGAAUGUGUUCGAUUUUAUAAUUGUCCUCGGAAGCUUUAUCGAUAUUGUGUAUUCAGAGAUAAAAGUAAGCAAAGGUUUUAAAGUUAGUGGGGCUGAAAGUGUUGGAGCAUCGAAGAAGCCUGGAACGAAUUUAAUUUCGAUAAAUUUCUUUCGACUGUUUCGUGUAAUGCGUCUCGUAAAAUUGCUGAGUAAAGGUGAAGGUAUACGGACCUUACUAUGGACCUUCAUCAAAUCAUUUCAAGCGCUGCCGUAUGUUGCGCUACUCAUUGUUAUGCUGUUCUUCAUUUACGCUGUUAUUGGGAUGCAAGUGUUCGGCAAAAUCGAUCUCAAUCCAGAAACAUCAAUCACACUCAAUAAUAAUUUUCAAACAUUUCCGCAAGCGGUACUGGUACUAUUCCGCUCAGCUACUGGUGAAGCUUGGCAAGAAAUUAUGCUUGAUUGUUCAUCACGCCCCGGUAAAGUUGUAUGUGAUUCACGCUCAGAUGAUGCUGGGAAUCUUAAUUGUGGAUCAAGUAUUGCAUUUCCAUAUUUCAUAUCGUUUUAUGUGUUAUGUUCAUUUUUGAUCAUCAAUCUUUUCGUAGCCGUUAUUAUGGAUAAUUUUGAUUAUUUAACUCGUGACUGGUCCAUAUUGGGUCCGCAUCACUUAGAUGAAUUUAUACGACUCUGGAGUGAAUACGACCCAGACGCGAAGGGUCGAAUCAAACAUUUGGACGUGGUUACACUCCUUAGGAAGAUUUCACCGCCUCUGGGUUUUGGUAAGCUGUGUCCGCAUCGGAUGGCAUGCAAGCGACUAGUAUCAAUGAAUAUGCCAUUGAACAGUGACGGGACGGUAUUAUUCAAUGCAACACUCUUUGCGGUGGUGCGAACCUCCUUGAAAAUUAAAACCGAAGGCAAUAUAGAUGAGGCUAAUGCCGAAUUGCGAGCGACAAUCAAACAAAUUUGGAAGCGGACAAGUCCGAAACUAUUGGACCAAGUAGUACCACCGCCGGGCGUAGAUGAUGAGGUCACCGUUGGUAAAUUCUAUGCAACGUUCCUCAUUCAGGACUACUUCCGACGCUUCAAAAAGCGCAAAGAGCAGGAGAGCAAAGAAGGUAUACUUGACCAAAGCAAUACAUUGACGCUGCAAGCUGGCUUGCGGACACUACAUGAGGCUGGUCCCGAAUUGAAACGAGCCAUUUCGGGCAACUUAGAUGAACUGAUGGAGGAACCAGAACCAAUGCAUCGGCGCAACCAUACCCUGUUUGGAAGCGUUUGGUCAUCCAUGAGACGUCGGGGCCAAAGUGGUCCAUUUUCCAGGGGCGGAAUGCAGCAAAAAUCGAACGUGAGUGCGAACAAUGGUCCUAGUGCUCUCGGAGGCAUGAUCCCAGGGGAUUCAAUACAUCACAGCAUCACGGAUGGUAUGAACCACAUAACGAAGACCCUUAUGCAAACACGCUCCACCAUUCCGGACAGUGGUCUCAUCCUGCCCGGCACUGGUGGAGGUUUUGGCGGUGUUGGUAUCGUAGAUGGCAGCUUCCACGAUGCCACCACUGGCGAAUUGAAGACUCACGGCGAAAGCAUCCCAAUGCGACCGCUUAUGUUCAACAGCAUCGGUGGAAACAUCAUUCAUCCUCAGUCGCAGCCAUAUGAAUUAAAAGACAAAUUGAAAGCUCCAAUAAACAACGGAUAUAAUAUGAACCAUAAAAAUAGUUGCCGAAGGUCAUUGGUGGACAUUGAUACUACGCUAGAAGGGACUUCCCUGAUUGAUGGAAAUGAUCAAUUCACUUACAAUUUGAAUAGCAAUAACUUGUGUGAAGCAGUUGGUCCAUCUGAAGUCGCGAUCCCGGCGGAUCAUUCAACAGAUAUUUUAGGCAUAUCAUCGCCACAAGUCUCGUCUGCGUCACCCGGGGCUCAUCACCACCAUCCCUAUCUUCAUCGCGAUCAACUUCUGGACCUACACCGAUCGCCUUCAGUUUCACCGGGACUCGGAUCAUCAUCAGUAAGUUGGAGUAAGACUCCCUCAAGUCCGCUUAGUUGCAAUGUCACCGAUAAUCCUGGCAACGCUGCCACCGAUGAACUGCUCAUACCACCCACUCCUCCUGUUUUACGCAAAAAUAAUCCUAGAUUGGGAGCGUAUCUGGCACUAAAUUUAGGAUCCAAUAGUUUUGAUGAACGGCAACAUAUGGAUAGUAUCGACGAUUCAGACGGAGCAGGCUCGGUAAUUACUACUAUGACACAAUCAACCAUAGUUGAAGAUACUAGCGGCCCAAAUGGCAGUUGUGCCAGCAGUAGGGCAGCCAUGAGUACACCAAGUAGUACCAGUACCAGGUAUCUGAAAGAACAUCAAUUGCAACGAUCGCAAACCCAAAGACAUGAGGAUUGCUCCGCUGAAGCCAUGAUAGCAGCUAUGUCUAACACGAAUCCUUCAGACGGCAACAGAUCACAAUCGGUAGGAUCACGAAUAUGCCGGAUUGCAAGCGGUCUACGCUUGGCGCAAUCCCAAGCUAUGGCAGUCGCAGGAUUCCUCCCUGAAUCAAUUGAAAUGCAACCGCGAAGUAACGAAACGACAGCUCCCAACACAGCUAACACAUCGACAAGCAGUACAAGCGAUCUUGCAGCGGAUUCAACUGACCAGGGUGAUACCACCACCACAACCACCUCCACUACUCAUCCAGAAUACAUGGCUUCAAGUAUGACCUCGCUAGAUGACGUGGUAAUAGAUUUAGGUGGUGGAGAUCUUUCACUGCAUCGGAAUUUCCCGAAACGAUCCGGAAUAGAGCGGGUCAAGACUCACAGAGCCUCUUUUCCUGGUGGUUACAUAACUAGAAAGGGUGAAAAACAAGUUCAAAACAACGAAGAACGGAUGAUUUUGAAUGAAGAAAGGUCGCGAAGCAGGUUGCAUUAUCCGUGCGGCUAUUUUCGACAAGGAACAUUGAAUGCAGUUUAUACAGGAAGCGUAGGAGCUGCUUUGGGUGGAGGUGAACCCAAUGGUGGUAUUAGUUCAGAACGCAUGGUACAUUCAACACCUGGCAGCCCACAAGAUCGUCAUCCGAGCUCAUUUGAGGUUGUUGGAUCGGCUGAAAGUUUAGUUGGUCGGGUCCUCGCUGAACAGGGUCUUGGUAAAUAUUGUGAUCCCGAUUUUGUCCGAUAUACAUCGCGUGAAAUGCAGGAGGCUCUCAAUAUGACGUCCGAAGAAAUGGACAUGGCGGCACAUCAAUUACUUCAGCAAGAGUGUACCAAACCCGCUCUCCCGGGACCAUAUGGGAUGCAACAAGUCGUGCCCAAUAACAUAGUGACGACAGGACAACAGACAACAUCGCAAUCACCAAUGGCUGGAAAUAACUACGCCUACAGUGGAAAUACAAUGAAAUCGCAGCAACCACAACAACAACCGAAUUUAAUAGCAUCGUCCGAAACUAGGAGCAGGUCAACUGCCCAAGGAUCAAUGGGUGUGGCAGGAGCGCAAUCGUCCUCGGUAUCGCCUACUUCGCAGGAUGCUUCGCAAGCCGCUAGCAUCUUUCAUAAGCCUCAAUAUCAAUCGCAAACGCCAUCGUCGCCUUUACCAUCACCCCAGAAUCAGCAACAGAAACAACAACAAAGUGGCUUUCAUCAACAGACCGAUCGCCAACAUUUAUAGCAAAAAUUUGAAAUUUUUUAUAAUUUGUGACUUGAUUAUUUCCUUUCGAAGUUUGUAGAAUUCUUUCGUAAACGUUUCACAGAGUACAUAGAUUUUCCAAUUAUCUAAGUAACUUUUUUAGAUAUCGCAUGUUGGACUUUUGACUAUAUCCUGGAUGCAAUCGUGUAUGAAUUCAAAUAUUUCAGGUGGGAGUACCUUAGAGGUUCCCUAAUAGCUCGCCAAUACGUAUAUUGUUUACUGAUUGUCCUAACUUUAUUCAGUUGAAGCAAAACUCCACAUGAAUGAAAUGAAUGAUGAAAACAGGGUUGGAGUCAUUCGUUCCGAUCUAGGCCUGCCUUAAUAAGGAACUCUAGACAUCCCGGUUUCCGCCGAGGUCCACCAAUCGAUAUCCCUAGAAGCUCUCUGACGUCCUGACCUACGCCAUCGCCCUAUCUUAGGCACCAU
Messenger RNA from Hermetia illucens (black soldier fly), 10705 nucleotides. It is a transcript of the gene Ca-alpha1D, whose product is annotated as muscle calcium channel subunit alpha-1. The record is from RefSeq and is a predicted model, not a curated record. NCBI's taxonomy places the organism in Eukaryota, Metazoa, Arthropoda, Insecta, Diptera, Stratiomyidae. The transcript has 31 exons. Gene Ontology annotation, cellular component: membrane; voltage-gated calcium channel complex. The coding region runs from base 1568 to 10261 and encodes 2897 amino acids. Gene Ontology annotation, biological process: calcium ion import across plasma membrane. Gene Ontology annotation, molecular function: high voltage-gated calcium channel activity.